Leguminivora glycinivorella is the source of this 1990-nucleotide messenger RNA. RefSeq names its product juvenile hormone esterase-like. Lineage: Eukaryota; Metazoa; Arthropoda; Insecta; Lepidoptera; Tortricidae. The record is from RefSeq and is a predicted model, not a curated record.
ACAAUUUUUGUCCUAACUUUAUACACUUACAACAUUGUGCUAUUUUUGGUCCUAACUGCAUGCACCUAAAGCAUUGAAUUAUUUUUGGUGUAGUAGGUUUGGAAAUAAUUUAUUUACGAUGAGUAUAGUGGAGAUAAGUGAAGGGGUGUUAGAGGGGGAGCUAUUGGAAAACCCUUUCGGUGGGCAGUUCCACAGUUUUAAGGGAAUACCGUACGCUGCGCCCCCUGUCGGAGAUUUGAGGUUUAGAGCGCCACAAUCACCGGAACCAUGGGAAGGGGUCCGCAGCGCCACAGAAUUCGGUUCAAUCUGUUACCAAAUAGAUCUCCUCACGGACCCAACUCCGAAAGGAAGCGAGGACUGCCUUUACCUCAACGUAUAUACCCCUGACUUGGAGCCAGCUGAACCUUUGCCUGUCAUGGUCUGGAUUCACGGCGGAGGCUUUGUCUUCGGCAGCGGAAACGAUGAUAACUAUGGCCCAGAAUUCCUCGUAAGACAUGAUGUCGUACUUGUAACUUUCAAUUACAGACUUGAGGUGCUCGGUUUUCUCUGCUUGGACACCGAAGAAGUACCUGGAAACGCUGGAAUGAAGGACCAAGUCGCAGCUUUGCGUUGGGUCCAGAAGAAUAUCAGCCAAUUUGGUGGAGAUCCUGAGAACGUUACAAUUUUUGGUGAAAGCGUCGGUGGAGCGAGUGUCAGUUUUCAUCUCGUUUCGCCGAUGUCAAAGGGUUUGUUCAAGCGGGCAAUAGCCAUGAGCAGUCAUAUGAGUUGUUACUGGGCCAAUACAACUCGGCCUGUGCUGCGAGCGAAUACUUUGGCGCAACAAUUAGGUUGCGACUCUUCAGACCCUGAAGAAAUCGGAUUAUUUUUGAAAGAUCAGCCUGUUACUUCGCUAGUCAAUUGCGCACAUCCUGUAUACUUUCAUGAGAAACUUGGGGUCUUUUUGCCAAUACCAUUGUUUUCUGUGGUCUCCGAGAAACAAUUCGGUGAUAAUGAGAGGUUUUUUGAAGGAGACCCAUUGGAAGCGCUGCAAAACGGAAUACAUGAAGGAGUUGAGGUGAUAUCUGGUUUUGUGGAACAUGAAGGUGUCUUUAGCAUGAAACUUAGGGGGGGAUACGAUCAUGUCAAGGAAUUAUCAAAGUUUCUUGAAUUUUACGUGCCGAUGAAAAUGAGGUUUAACUGCGGAUUGAAAACUCAGAUGGAAGCAGCUAUGCAAAUAAAAGAAUUUUACGAGAAUGGGAGCACUGAUCCGAAUGUAUUGAUGCGUUUUUGUUCUUUUGAAGAUUUUCAGUAUGGUGUCAUUCAGUGGCAAAGGGUAUGUGCAAAAUCAAGCCCAAACAAGUUUUAUUUCUAUAAAUUCUGCUGCAAGUCCGAGAGGAAUCUGAUGACUUAUGGACUUGGCCUGAAUGAAUUAUUUGGGAAUGAGCCGAAAGUGUGUCACGGUGAUGAUCUGGGGUACUUGUUCCCCCUUAAAGGUUUUAACCUGACUGUCGAUCCUGAAUCUGCAACCUUUAAAAUGAUAGAUAAUGUCACCAAAAUGUGGACGAACUUUGCAAAAUGCGGGAACCCAACACCUGACGACAGUCUUGGAGUACGCUGGCCAGAAUACACUACAGACGGGGAAGAAUAUCUGGAAAUCGGCGAAGAACUGACGCCAUCAUCAGCCGUGCUGAAGGAAGAGGUGGAACUGUAUGAGAAUAUCUUCUCGAAGUUUCUGCCGAAUCAACUCGGGUCGUACCCGACUUUUAUGAUUAACUCGAUUGCGUCGUUGAUCAAGAGCUAAGCUUAGUGCACGUUUAGAUGAAAGAUACAUUUUUUCAGCACUUUACUCAAAUAAGAAACACUAUAUGUAGGGCGGCAGGGUACGACGAUUUCACAAAUAUGUAGCUACACAUAGUAUAGUAAAAAUUUAGAUAUUUGACAUGUCUCCACUGCACUUUAUAGGCAACAUUACACACCUACUAUUAAGUACAUAUAUUAUAUAGGUACUCUG